AUGAACGCCGUCACAGAUGAGCAACUCCACGAGCAAUUCGUUAAGACGUACGGAAUUGAGCCAGAGAUUCGAGUCACGUGUCCAGGAAGAGUCAAUUUGAUUGGCGAACACAUUGACUAUCAUGACUACGGUGUGUUCCCAAUGGCCAUCGACGCAUCUACCGUGAUCCUGGCCGCCCGAAAUUCCACGAACAACAUCGUUUUCUCGAAUUUCGACCCGAAAUACACCUCAUGGGAAUCCCCGAUCCCAUGUCCAUGGCAAGGAAGCUCCUCUCCAAAAUGGAGUGAUUAUCUUUUAUGUGGAUGGAAAGGAAUUCUGGAUUUCGAGAAAUCCGAACAAUUCGGAAUCAGUUUUCUGCUCUACGGAACGAUUCCACCAUCAUCUGGACUCUCGUCCAGCUCGUCUCUUGUCUGCGUCUCCGCACUUGCCACGUUGUGCCUGAUUGUGCAGGGAGAUCCAUUCCAGCAUAUUUCCAGAGAGAACUUUGCCCAUUUGUGUGCCAAAAGUGAGCCACUCAUCGGAACACUCAGCGGUGGAAUGGAUCAAGCCGCCGAAGUGUUGGCAUCCGAAGGCACUGCCCUUCGAAUCGAUUUCAAUCCUUUGCGAUCGAAAAACAUUGAACUACCAGAGAAUGCGGUUUUUGUAGUUGUUCACUCGAAUACCGAGCUGAAUAAGGGAGCCACGUCGCAUUACAAUGAGAGGGUCAUCGAGGGACGAAUCGUCGCGCAGAUUCUGAAACGCGAAUUCUCUCUAUCCACCCCAUCGUUCCGUUUGAAGGAUAUUCAAACAUUGUCAGGAAAAUCGUUUGAGGAAAUUCUGAAAAUUGUGGAGGAGAUUAUUCCAGAAGAGCUGACAAAGGAUCAAGUGAUCGAAUUGAUUGGAAAUGAUAAAUUGGAAGAGUGUUUGACAGAAAACACAAGGAAAUUCACCAACUUCAAACUUCGCUCCCGCGCUCGCCACGUCUUCAGUGAGGCGCAUCGUGUGGAACUAUUCGAAUCGGCGUGUGAAUCGAAAGACAUCAAACAGAUGGGCGUCCUGAUGAAUGCCAGCCAUCGAAGCUGUGCAAUCGAUUACGAGUGUAGCUGUGAAGAGUUGGACGCAAUUUGUGAGCUCUAUACAAAGCACGGAGCUCUCGGAGCCCGUCUAACUGGAGCCGGAUGGGGUGGAUGUGCUGUGGUGUUGAUGGCGGCUGAUGACGUGGCGAACAUUGAGAAGCUUCCGUCGCUUUUCGUGUCGAAACCUGGUCAAGGGAUUCGCGUUCAUCGUUUUUGA
Molecule: messenger RNA, 1272 nt
Organism: Caenorhabditis briggsae
Lineage: Eukaryota; Metazoa; Nematoda; Chromadorea; Rhabditida; Rhabditidae
Gene: Cbr-tag-96
Product: Protein CBR-TAG-96
Exons: 5
Coding region: 1-1272 (423 amino acids)
Biological process (GO): carbohydrate phosphorylation; galactose metabolic process
Cellular component (GO): cytoplasm; cytosol
Molecular function (GO): ATP binding; galactokinase activity
Source: RefSeq, a predicted model, not a curated record